CCAAUCUCGUGUGUGUAGCUGUCUCAGCCCUCAGCUUCUCAGCUCCAUAGCUCAGCCCUCUGCUGCUCCACACGCAACAUCAGCUGAUCAGUCACGUGGUCUGAUGUCGUGGAUCAACCUUUGCAAAAUGGAGUUGUCUGAGUCUGUGCAAAGAGGGCUACAGUUUCUAGCCGAUCCGUCCUCCUUCGACCAGAUCGGCUUCCAGGUGCUGACAGACGCGUCUUUCCGGAGUCUGCUGUCCUCUCACGCCGACCCAGGAGUCCUCGAUCAGUCCGAGCUGAAGCAGAUCGACCAGAUCCUGCUGAAACAGAGUCACACUGCAGCGACCACCUUUAUACUGGAGGCGGUCAAACAAAACGCAGACAAGUCAACGAUAAGUUCCUGCCUUGAAGAACUUACAUUCAGUGCAGAGAGAAUAGAAAUAUUCUAUAGCACAUAUCAGAAACAUAAAAAAGAACUGGAACAUCUAUUAGCCAGCAUAGGAAGGCGUCCACCUCAGAUUAACGACGUUUCAUGGCGUCUACAAUACCACAUGAAGAACGGGCAGGUCGAUAAGGUCAACGAGCCUUUCUACUCGAUUUCAUUGAACACCGAGAAUGAAGGAUCCUCGGAAGAUAUCAACUUCACUUGCACAAUGGAGCAGCUACAGGAUUUGAUGGGAAAGUUAAAAGACGCUGCCAAGAGUGUGGAGAAAGCCAGUCAGAUGUGAUGUCGGUGUCCAGUUUCCUCGCCUUUUCUGAACCACCCAGCGCUGAACUUCAUCGGUUUCCAAAGGCGUUGCUCUUCUCUUUAUCUCAUCUUUUGUUUGCUACCUGGGAUUGACAUGACAUGUAUGGGACAAUUAUCAUUCCAAUUUGUGUUUCAAUUAAAACAGAAAAA
This is a messenger RNA of Xiphias gladius (swordfish), 879 nucleotides long. RefSeq names its product COMM domain containing 3 (gene commd3). The transcript is spliced from 8 exons. The record is from RefSeq and is a predicted model, not a curated record. The coding region runs from base 104 to 709 and encodes 201 amino acids. Gene Ontology annotation, biological process: sodium ion transport. Lineage: Eukaryota; Metazoa; Chordata; Actinopteri; Istiophoriformes; Xiphiidae.